Molecule: messenger RNA, 969 nt
Organism: Asparagus officinalis (garden asparagus)
Lineage: Eukaryota; Viridiplantae; Streptophyta; Magnoliopsida; Asparagales; Asparagaceae
Product: 9-cis-epoxycarotenoid dioxygenase 1, chloroplastic-like
Source: RefSeq, a predicted model, not a curated record
AUGGACUCCACUUGCAUAAAGAGCCCAUUGUAUUAUCAUUGUUUUGAACUUACCAUCCCUGUGGUUUCAUUUUUGCAGUUGGACUCCCUCAAAACUGUUCCUGUAAGAACUGUGAACUGCCAAUCCUCGUCUGGUCUCGAGGCAGUCGCCGAUGUUGCUGCUGCUAUGCACAAGCAGGGUUCUAUGGCAUUGGUAAUGCUAGUCACUAGUCAGGCAAGUGAUCGUACUGGAGCUGUACCUCACAGAGAGAAAUAUACCACAACCGAUAUAGAUUUUCUCCGCUACCAAAAAGAGGGCCUCCCAUGGCCGCGCGUGUUCCCCAAGGCCAUCGCGAGCUCUCACGGCGCGUCGGGCUCUGCCUCCUGGCCCUCUUCCACCUCCGCUCGCGCCUGUGGAUCGUCGACGGCCCCUGCGGGCGUCGCCCCGCCAACGCGAACCUCGCUCUACUUCAACGGCCGGCUGCUCGCCAUCGAGGACGACCUCCCCUACAACGUGUCCGUCACGCGACCAAACGACGUGGAGACCGUCGGCAGGUACGGCUUCGCGUUCGGCGGCCCGUCUCUCCUCCCCGAUAGUCGCCCACAGUCCGAGGAUCGACCCGCACCAGGGCACCUCUUCCGCGCUGUCGGCUACAGCAACGGCAGACCCUACCUCAGUACGUUCAGGGUCAACCCGCUGACCGACGAGAAGAUCAAACGGACGUGCCCGUCACGCGCUAGGCCAGCACGAUUGGUCAACGACUUUCGCCAUCACGCCGACCACACGCCGUCAUCCCCGACACCAAGAAUCGUCUUCGACCUUCCGAAGAUGCUCCUCGGGGCCCCGGUCCGCUGCGAUCGGCCGGAAAACCCCCCGGGAACCGGUCCGGCUCGGCUAAGAAAGACCGCGUUCGUCUACCUCGCCGUCGCCGACCCUGGCCCGCAGGUGCUGCGGUGGAGGGCGAAGGCCGACCUGCAGACAGGGGAGUGA